AUUUUGCAAAUUUCUUAAAAAGGUGUUAUUUCUUUCGCUUAAAAGAUAAAAAGUUACAGUUUUCAAUUUUCUGGCGUAUUAUAUAUAGAAGCCUAAUUUGGCACAAUACAUAAAACUUUUUUUUUUUUUUUGGAAGGCAACAAUAUAUGGAAAAUCGGCUGCGCCCAAUAUAAAGUCUCGCGCGCGGCCUCCCGGAAGUUAGGGGCUGGCCUUGUUCUCUAAUAAAGAGCGAGCCUGGAUCCCAGCAGAAAGAAAGUGAAGGUAGUUGCUUUCAGACAGCAGGGCAACGGGUCGGUGAGAAGGAGGAAAAGCAGACAAUGAAUGAGUGGAUGCCCAUUGCCAAAGAAUAUGAUCCUCUCAAGGCUGGGAGCAUCGAUGGCACUGAUGAAGAGCCUCACGAUCGGGCCAUCUGGAGGGCGAUGCUGGCUCGCUAUGUGCCCAACAAAGGGGUGUCCGGAGACCCCCACCUCACGCUCUUUGUGGGCAGGCUGAACCUGCAGACCACUGAAGAAAAGCUGAAAGAUGUCUUCAGCAGGUACGGCGACAUUAGGAAGCUGCGGCUGGUGCGGGACGUGGUCACGGGCUUCUCCAAGCGCUAUGCUUUCAUCGAGUACAGAGAAGAACGAUCUCUGUUAAAAGCUUACAGAGAUGCCAACGGACUGGUUAUUGAUCAGCACGAGAUCUUUGUCGACUAUGAGCUAGAACGAAUCCUUAAAGGGUGGAUCCCCCGGAGACUUGGAGGAGGGUUUGGUGGGAAAAAAGAAUCUGGACAACUGAGAUUUGGUGGACGGGACCGGCCUUUUAGAAAACCCAUUAACUUGCCAGUGUUCAAAAGUGACUUCUAUGGAGAGGGCCAGAGGGAGAGGAGGGAGUGGUCCCGAGACAGGAGCUGGGACUGGAGAGCCAGAGAUCGAGACCAUGACAGGGGCCGAGAGAAGAGGCGGCAAGAAAGGGAGAGCAGCAGGGCCUGGGAUGAGAAUGAGAGGGAAAGAGAGCGGGACUUCAGAGAAGAGAGGAGCAGGGGCCGAGAGAGGAAGGACCGAGAGAGAAGAGAUAGGAGCAAGGAGAGAGACUCCAAAAAGCAGAGGGAGGAUGAUAAACACAAGUAGAGACUUUAACUCCUGACAUCUCCAUGAAGCAGCUGCCCCUCUCCUUAGCACCUGCACGGGCACUGGUUGGCGAGUCAGUCAGCUGCCAGCGCCUGGGGUGCAUGUUUUCUCUUCCUCCAACCACUCCAUGAAGUCUUCCUUUGCGUGCCUUUCUCCGCUUAGAUUUUUCAGGGCUCUCCCUGAGCUCUCCUCUGCCAUUUCCUAGUCUAGUUUGUGUUAUCUUUAUUUGGGGACACACGAUUCUAGUCCUUUGUCCCAAACUUGUCUCGGUAUCACCAGAGCCCUGUGCGCAGGCAGCUGCUGAAUAAACUGGUCUAGUCAUCUCAGAGGCUGCAUUCACUGAAUCGUUCCUAAGAAAAAGAAAGCUGGGAGGAAAGCCUUCGGUCUCCGGUGCUGCUGGUCCAUUCCUUCUCGCCCAAAUGGGGAUUCUUGUGGGAUCGGAGAUUUGCAGCUAGGAGGAACUUUACAGACUGGAAGUCCACCUCCUCCUUUUACAUGUGGGGAAACUGAAGCAGGGUCAGGUCGCUGGCACGCCGGACAAAGCGCUGGAGUUGAAUCCCGCCUCAGACACUCACUAGCCCAUCAAACCCUGGGCAAGGCAUUUGAUCUGUUUCCUCGUCUAUAAAAUGGGUUUAAAAAUGGCACUUACUUCCCAGGAUUGUGAGGAUCAAGUGAGAUUACUGUCUGGUGCUUAGUAGAGCCCUUGGCAUAUACAUAGUAGAGACUUAAUAAAUGCUUGUUAAAUCUAAAUCUAAAAAGUGACAUGUUAGCACAGGGCCUGGCACAUAGUAGGCCCUUACUAAAUGCCUGUCUCCUUCCUCCUUGAGGAUGCAAAAAUAAAGUAGCAAAGCCAGCCAUGCCUUCAGGCCAGCAGCCUCUCCAUCAGCUUGUGGACUUGUAGUGACAGGGAGCUCUCUACCUCCCAAGACUGCCUGGUUUCAAGCAGCUCUAGCGGUGGGGAAGGUUUUCCUUAUUUCAAAUCUUAUAAUUCUGCAAAAUGAAUUGAGAGUAUACAGAACGGCCCAGUAAAAUGCUCACACCCUGUGAUCUGCGGAGCAAACUACUUCCGAGCCUUCCUCUUUCUCUCCUUCCUCCCUGCUUGACCCUCAGCAAACUGGGUGAACUGACCUCUGCCUAUUUGGGUGACAUAGAUUGAAAGUAAACUACCAUAACAACAGCUAACGUUGUGCAGAGCCCUAAGAUUUGUAAAACCUUUCACAGAUCGCUCCUCUGGGUUUCACCACCACCCUGGGAGAUAGGUACCACUAUUAUCUUCGUUUUACAGAUGGGAAAACUGAAGCAGGCAGGAGGUAAGUGACUUUUCUAGGUCACACAGCCAGGACAUCUGUCCUACAUGCAGAUGAGCUGGAUGUAAGCAGGGGGAGCCUGUGCAAGGUCAGCAGCCUCACUUUCCCUUCCAGAGCCAUUGGGGUCCGGGGACCUGAUAGAGAUCAGGAUGACUGGAGGUGGCUCUGGAUACAGGGGGAGCCUGAUUCUGUUUGAACAAAGGACUUCAACAAGGCUCAGUUUGCCUGAGGCCGCCCCCAUUCAGUGAGAAAGUCAUCUGAGACCUGAUUUGAACUCAAGUCUUCCUGACGCCAGAUCUAGCACUCUGUCCACUGUGGCGCCGAGCUGCCGCCAAAGAUACACACGCUAGACGUACUUGGACAGAUGCUUUUCAGAAAGACAGACGUUGACGGACAUCUUAUUGUGCACACUUAUUUAACGCUGAAAAUUCAAGGAAAUGUUUCGGGUAAUUUAUUUCUACGGUCUCCCACAGAACUGGUGCUUAAUAAAUGUUACUUGAAUCACA
Messenger RNA from Antechinus flavipes (yellow-footed antechinus), 2922 nucleotides. It is a transcript of the gene SNRNP35, whose product is annotated as small nuclear ribonucleoprotein U11/U12 subunit 35. Gene Ontology annotation, molecular function: snRNA binding; mRNA binding. The record is from RefSeq and is a predicted model, not a curated record. NCBI's taxonomy places the organism in Eukaryota, Metazoa, Chordata, Mammalia, Dasyuromorphia, Dasyuridae. The coding region runs from base 318 to 1109 and encodes 263 amino acids. Gene Ontology annotation, biological process: mRNA splicing, via spliceosome. Gene Ontology annotation, cellular component: U12-type spliceosomal complex; precatalytic spliceosome. The transcript is spliced from 2 exons.